GGGUAAUGGACCAGGUGACACAUGGAUCUGCAUGUGCCUAGUUUGUAUCGUACCAAUUCACAUGACAUUGUUUCACCUCCCGAAGGAUCUCUUUCACUCGGUUGUUUAUCCCUGCAGCCGCCAUUUGCCUGUGAGUGUUGUGUAUGCCUUAUUUGCAACUGUCCAGUUUGUUUUAUUGGAUAUAGAUAUGAUUUAUUCUCCAAAUUUAGCCAGUAGGAAGUUGUUUUUUCAAACCAGCACAAUGUGUUGUCCCCUUACAAUUACUAUAUUUGUGUAGUUGAUAGUUUGUCAGUUUACCUGUGGUGUAUUAUGUGCUGAAUGCAUGGUAAAGCCUCGAGUUCAUCCUGCGUGGCAAAGCCUUGAGUUCAGUCUGCGUGUUUCAAACAAGUUUUUAUCGAACUUGUAUCAGUUGUAUUGCUGAACUAUAGAAUGGGCAAGUGAUGGUAUGAUAAUACCAUAAACGAUAUGAUUUAUUCAUGAAUUGCAAUGCAGCGUUCUUUUCCUUAAAAAGCGCGGUGGCCCGGACCAGAGUUAUGCUUGCAGAGAUGGAUUUGUUUUGCUAGUGGAGAUUAUCCUCUCUCUGCAGUUCCACAAGUACAAGCUGAUGAUUGUGGUGAGAUCUGCCCACGUAUCUCCAACAAUGAAUCUCAUUAAUAAUCUGGCUAAUUAAUUCAAGCAUCAAGAGAGUAGCUGUGUCAAGAAUAGGUAGUACCUUUGUGUGUGGAUCAUGAUGGUUACCAAAGGAUACAUGUUACGUGUGGCACUACUCACGGUCAUACUGAUGGCCACAUCCAAAACUGUAAGUGGUGAAUUUAUUCUCACUGUCAACUUGGUCAACUACACCAACCCAACCGGACUGUGUGCUGAAUGUCAGACUAGACUGAUCAACGUGACAAGUGCUGACCAGCUACCAGUGUGCUGUGAUGAGCUACCAUUCAAAUCUGGUAACUGUGACAACACAGGAGAGGAGAAAUGUGACACCAGGUUCCGUUGGACCAUCAGACCAUUUGGUGCAUCACUGGAGGCAAGACCCCCCAGUAUACCCAAUGCUGCCAACCCUCCAUAUUUUUUCACAAACUGUACAAUGUCCCCCAGCACUUGCCCGUUUAGUGAAAUGAGCACAACAUUCGAUCAAGGUCUAACAGCUCUACUGGGAGUAACAGAAAAUCCUCUGCCAGUUUCAAAAACAGAUUUUACUAUGUGGACAGGACGAAUUCAGUUCUUCAUAGAAGCCGUGGAUAGUGGACUCCCAAACAUAAUAGACAGUCUGUUGAUUAACCUGGACAAUCUCCAACUUGGAGCAGACUUCACAGAGGAGAUGACGUUCACUGGAUUCCACAACAUAUCUCACAUGACCAUGAGUUUCAGAGUCGAGUGCUCUCCUGGUUUCUGUGGACCUGACUGUACCACCACACCUCAGACCAAUCCACUAGUAGCGACAUGUCAAGCUGAUGGUAGUCUAACAUGUACUAACAACCGAUUAGACCCUUCACCUCUUGUAGCCUGCAACGACUGCCUCUACAACCUGGAUAUUACUACAGGCUGCUCCACUUGCGUACAGACCAGCUAUGAUCCCUCUACCAACUGCACCCAGUGUCUACCAGGCUGGGACAUCACUUCGGACUGUACUAGUUGCCUACCCAACAGAGACCCAGACCCAGUCACCAACUGCUCCCUCUGCCUACAACCAGAUAGGUUCACUGAUACAGACUGCAGUGUGUGUGCUCUACCAGGAGGGGACCCAGCAACACUCUGUCAAACAUGCUUGGCCACUAACUUUGACCCUAACACAAAUUGCUCUGAAUGCAUAGGCAAUCUUGAUCUCAGCUCCAGCUGCUCCACUUGUUUGCCUGGAUAUGAUAGUAGCCUUAACUGUGCACUGUGUCUAUCUGGACGAAACAUAUCCACAAGAUGUACCACCUGUCUGGCUGGAUUCACUGGAAGUAACUGUGAACCUGUGUCUUCUGUGAAUGGUGGUCUUGUGGGUGGUAUAGCGGGUGGAGCUCUCUUCCUGGUGAUAAUCGUCUUGGUGAUCAUUGUGUGUGUGCUCGUGUGUAAAAAUCGAAGGAGAGGUCACAUCAAAUUUGUUUCAGAUGAAGGAGCAGCUCGUAAUGCUUACGAUAAUACUGGAACUGGAACUGGAAGUGGAUCGUCAGCAGAACAUAAGUUUCAGAAUUCGAUAUAUGGCCCUGGAUUGGAAAUGGACUUAAAGACUGGAACAGGGUCAUCAGAUGAUCAUGCAUUUACUAAUUCACUGUAUGAGACUUCAAAUGUGAACACGGAAGAUGAUUAUUCUCAAUUACGCCACCCUAGUGUCAGCCCACCCUCACAUACGGUAAAAACAGGCACCCAGGAUCUCACGUCUACUCUCGAUGGACCAAUGUAUGAUACAGCCAGCUAUCCUGAUGACAGCCAGCCAAGAGAAGGCACACCUGUUAAUGACACAGCUGAUCAUACUCAUCGACUACCUCCUACCAACCCACCGGAUGAAGACUAUUCUAAACUGCGUCAACCUCCGGUAACAAGCGUAACACCUCAACCAUCUUCUUCUCUGGCUGACUAUGAUACAGCCACAUUUAUUGAGCAGCCGGUCUAUGACGAAGCCUUCCCUCCUCCAGACGAUUCACUUUCUAAGAAAGGAACCAGGCAUCCAUCAAAGUCUGCUGGAGCUUAUGAAGAAAUUGAAGAUGAAGAUAUUCGUGGGAGAGACGAGUACGAUACAACUUACCCUCCUCCUUCAGUUAUACCUAGUGUUAAUGCGUACUCGAAAGUGGGUAAGCAUGAAGCUGAGCUUCCUGCAUACGAUGUAGCAAAUAAUCAUCACCUGAAACAGGUACAACCUAAAGCUCCACCUCCUAAUGGAAGUCUGUACGAUACUGCCGAUUAUCCCCAAGAGCAAGCAACUCGACCUAAACAUAACUAUACAGAAACUAGCGACUUUCUUCCUCCUUCGAUAAAAAAGGAAACGUCUCAACACACUUAUGAUUAUGCAGACGCAAGCGAAUUCCUUUCUGCUUCCUCCUCCGCCAAACAUUCGUAUGACUAUGUGGACAAUCCUAUAGAUAGUACAAAUGCAUUGCCCCCUGCAUUGGCCCCCCUGGCUAGCUCUGUGUACACGAACACAAUGCCUGACAAGAUAACACUUGAGGCCGAGGCUCAUUAUGACCUAGGGCAGUGAGUGAAUAUGUUCGUUUUGUAUUAUUUUUAGAAGUGUGUGUUGUGUGUUUCACAUUAUCAGAUUAUAAUAUUAAGACUGCAUUUACCUUCAA
Halichondria panicea is the source of this 3269-nucleotide messenger RNA. Its product is annotated as scavenger receptor class F member 1-like. The transcript has 7 exons. NCBI's taxonomy places the organism in Eukaryota, Metazoa, Porifera, Demospongiae, Suberitida, Halichondriidae. The coding region runs from base 728 to 3178 and encodes 816 amino acids. The record is from RefSeq and is a predicted model, not a curated record.